AUGCUUUUCAGGUCUAGUUUAUUAAAUAAUUAUUGCAGACGUAGAAAUUUUGAAGGAGCAUAUAAAGAAAAAUACUCAUUUAUUGGAGAAUGGUAUGACAACCAAGCAAGCCUUGUAAGAAGAUUUAAUAUAUUUUAUUAUCCCACCGAUGAUACAAUCGAGAUGUAUGAUUUGAAGAACAGGAAGACCUUUUUAAGAAGAGUGAAGGUGAAUGGUAUAACACUUGACAAUUUCUUUAUUGGGAGUUCCCUUUACAUAUUAGGAAGAUUGGUCAAAAUUAUUGAUUUUGCAUGUGAACACACAAAGGAAAAACUGCACAAGGAUAUGGAAGUCACAUUUGCGCUAAUAAAACCCCUUUCAUCAAAGGUUACUGGAAAAAUUAUCACCCACUUCUUUGAACACAACCUUAAGAUAACUAAAAUGAAAAAAGCCCGCCUCACAGGGGAUGAUGUAAACUAUCUUUAUAGAUUUCAAUUAACGGAUCCUACAUUUCCAUUUCUUUUGGAGCAUCUAACGGGAGACUUAGUGUAUGGUAUGGAGCUUGUUGGUAAAGAUGCUGUUGCCCUCUCCAAACAAAUAAUUGGUGAUAAAGAUCCAAUGAAAGCUAAACCAGGCACUAUAAGGGCACUUUAUGGAACUGAUCCUGUUAAGAACUGUGUUGAUGUCUCCAGUGAUACUGAAACUGCUAUUCAGGAUGUGGAAUAUUUUUUUCCCUCACCACCAUUUCAUUUAUCAAGGCUUCGAUUGACAGCCACCCUGUCAAAUUGCACCCUUUGUAUUGUGAAACCACAUGCCAUCCGAGAGGGUAAACUUGGUGCUGCAUUAGAAGCAAUUGACGAAGGUGGAUUUGAUAUUACAGCUUUGAAUAUGUUCAUAGUUGAGAAUAUCAAUGCGGCAGAGUUCUAUGAAGUUUAUAAGGGAAUUGUUCAAGAGUAUAAGGGAAUGGUGGAAGAGCUUUCAAGUGGUCCGUGUAUUGCAAUGGAAAUUGUUGCGAAGGAUAAGCGUACUAAUACAGCCGUUGAGUUUAGAAAAUUAGUGGGGCCAUCUGACCCGGAAAUCGCAAGAUUAUUACGUCCAAACACAAUGAGAGCUAAACUUGGGAAAACAAGGGUGCAAAAUGCUAUACAUUGUAGUGAUUUAGCAGAGGAUGGCUUACUGGAAGUGGAAUAUUUCUUCAAAAUUUUAAAUUUGUAA
Messenger RNA from Pieris macdunnoughi, 1194 nucleotides. The record is from the annotation of a GenBank genome assembly. NCBI's taxonomy places the organism in Eukaryota, Metazoa, Arthropoda, Insecta, Lepidoptera, Pieridae.